AUGGAGGCCUCGCCCCUCACGCAGCAGACCAGGCCCGAGACGUUCACGCCAAAGAUCGUUCAGCUCUACGAGACCCUCUUCAAAACCCCCGACGAUGUUUAUGUGGAGCCCUCUGAGGGAUUCUGGAGGGAGUUCUUUCUCCUGCCCCCAGAUAGGGGCCGGUUGCAUUCCCUGCUGGACGGGUUGAGUCCUGACGAGACGUUGAGUCUACAGGUGCGUGUCCAUUGUGGCGACGACCUGUCUACCACGGCCGAAAUUGACCAUAUGAUCCAGACACAAACAAAGCAUCUAUUUACAAGGGCCAUUCGUGAGGCGUCUUCCGGAGUAGCUCCUGUCGACUCUUAUGCAUUAGAAACUCUGACGGUCUUUUUGACCAGCAUCUUGAGCAAAAAGUACACGAAUCCUAGCUCUGAUCUCAUUACAGUCCUUGCAGGCCUGGACGAAGUGGAUCAUGUCAUUUCCGAGUUUGUGGCUGUUUUGGAUGGCAUUGUGCGCAAUGGCAACGGUCUUGAGCUCCGUCGUAAAGCAAUCAGGGUAGCCAUUGCCAUGACCAGCGGGGCAUACAAAACCAGCCUUGUCUCCUAUUUCACCCAUCGGGAUCUCUUUCCCUCGCUGAUGAAGUACGUCAAUGAUUCAGAGACUCCAUUAGACAUCUUCGAUCCCUUCUUGUUGCUGGGUCUAUUGGCAAACUACAACAAAUUCGAAUUCCAAAACCCCUACCAGCUCCGACUCGACGACUUUGUCAACGAAGCAAGCAUCCAAAAGAUUGUCAAGGGCGUCGGCCAGACAUGCAGUGGUCUGCGCAACGGCUACGUCGCCGUUCAGGAUGAUGUACCCGAAGGCUGGACCUUGACCAACACCCUCAUCUUCUUCGGGCUACGAGCUCUCGCACCUGGUGCAAGGGACAAAGCGAAUCCACCCACGGCAGAGGAGGCAAAAGCAAUGUUUGCCGAUCUCCCCGCACAAGAAGCCGCCAUUCUAAUGGCCACCUACGACUUUACAAACUCAAACAAGCUCUUCGGGUACCACCUGGUCCACAUGAACCCGGAGAAAAACGAAGAGUCCCCAUUCUCCAGCUUCCUCUCCCUAUCCUCUUAUCUCUUGCAGCACGCAUACCGGUCCCCGCGGGUAGCGCACUACGCCGAACUAAGCCUCUUCACGCUCCGCAUCCUCGUCGAAGACCCAACUCUCUGCAAACACAUCUGCAGCGAAGAUGGCAAGCGUCGUGUCCGGCUGUGCCGGCAGCGCCAACCAUAUCUCCCAGUCGUCAGCGGAGACCGCGUUCUUGCAUCCGUCGUCUUCGACGCUAUGAUCGAUACUAUCACCCAUAACCUCCGCAGGCGACUGGACGUCAACAUUUACAGCCACACAAUCGCAAUAACCCUCCGCCUCCUAACAUACCUCUCCACCAACAAAAUCCGCCUAACAUACCACUGGUCCGAACUCUGGCGCACCCUCCUCUCCCUAAUGCGCUUCCUAACAACCUACGCCACGGACCUCUCCUCAAACCCAAAUAUCCAAACCCUAACCUCCUCCCUCGCCGAUCUAAUGGCUUUCUGCAUCUCCGCAGGCGACACGUUCCUCCCCGACCCAUCCUCCUACGACGACCUCUUCUAUAAACUCGUCGAAACGGGGCCCGUCAUCUCCAAAUUCCGCGACGUCUACGGCUUUGCGAAUACCGGUACCCCUGCACGCCCCGGCUCUGGUCCCGCAGAUCCCACCGCGAAAAAUAUCCAUGCCGCUGCAGUCGACACACUCCUAUCCGUCUCAACACAUUUCUACACCCUCCUCUUCCAGUCCGAUGGGAAAGAUCCCGCGGCGGCAGCGGCGGCGGCGGCAGCGAGUCCCAAGGUUGACGGUGAACCUACGCCCGUAGCGCUGCCGUCUAUCAAGAAGAAGAAUUUGAGUCCGCGCGAGGUUCAUCGCAUUAUUAAGCAGGGGUAUGAUACGUUGAGUAUUCAGCCGCCGGAGGGGUUGACGACUUGGUCGCGGUGGAGGGAGACGGAGUGGAAGGGGGAGUUGAAGAGGGCGGCUAGGUGUGCGGUUGAUGAUGCGAGGCAAUUGGUUUCUUGA
Messenger RNA from Penicillium daleae, 2073 nucleotides. RefSeq names its product ARMH3 family protein. NCBI's taxonomy places the organism in Eukaryota, Fungi, Ascomycota, Eurotiomycetes, Eurotiales, Aspergillaceae. The record is from RefSeq and is a predicted model, not a curated record. The transcript has 7 exons. Gene Ontology annotation, cellular component: cytosol. Gene Ontology annotation, biological process: regulation of Golgi organization. Bases 1 to 2073 code for a protein of 690 amino acids.